This is a messenger RNA of Eimeria necatrix, 399 nucleotides long. RefSeq lists its product as hypothetical. Bases 1 to 399 code for a protein of 132 amino acids. The transcript is spliced from 3 exons. The record is from RefSeq and is a predicted model, not a curated record. NCBI's taxonomy places the organism in Eukaryota, Apicomplexa, Conoidasida, Eucoccidiorida, Eimeriidae.
AUGCAGCGCCACGCUGCAGCCCUCUCUCGCCCAGGCUCUGCAGGCGAAGGCCCGCAGAGCCCUUCGGCCAUUUCCGGCAACUGGGGGCCCCCGGAGACGCAGCAGAAAGCCCCUUCUUUGCCCCCUUUCGGGAGCCUGGCUGCGGAGCUGCAGCAAGAGCUGGACGCCGCGCAGCAGCACCUGCUGCGGUUUGCCCAGGUUUUUGAACUAGUAGGAAGUGCUGCUGGCGACUCGCCAGCAGCAGACCCUCUGAAGAUCCGGCCAGUGUCUUCGGAGGUCCGGAGGGAAGUGGAAGCUGCCCGCGAGGCCCACACGGAAAAUGAUGACUUCAAUGACUGCGCUGCAGCAGAGAACGCGCAGUCGGGGGCUUCUUCAGCAGCUGCUGACGACCCCUGCUGA